This is a messenger RNA of Penicillium atrosanguineum, 981 nucleotides long. RefSeq names its product phosphosulfolactate synthase. Bases 1 to 981 code for a protein of 326 amino acids. The transcript has 6 exons. The record is from RefSeq and is a predicted model, not a curated record. NCBI's taxonomy places the organism in Eukaryota, Fungi, Ascomycota, Eurotiomycetes, Eurotiales, Aspergillaceae.
AUGUUCCGUUGUAUGCCUCUUGCAGCGACAGUCCCCAAGCAGAUGGCAAGUCGUGCCUCUCUCAAUUUAGCCAAAGCUGCCGCUUCCUCACAGCCCAGAGGUUUGUCAACGUCAUCACCGGCCCGAUCGGCACAGGGAGUGGUGCUUUUACAAGACAAGGAAGAUGGCUUUGGCUUCGCAAGAUCCAAUCCCCGACCAGUAAAGCCCAGGGAUAAGGGAGUGACUGAAAUUAGAGGCCCAUACUACUCGGUUAUGGGGAAGCGGUACCUAUCAGAUGUACUCGAGACAAUGGGCAACCACGUUGACGGAUUGAAGUUUGCAGGCGGCUCAUUUGCUCUAUUUGAGAGGAAUUCACUGCGUGAGAUAACAGAUCUUGCUCAUGAGUAUGGCGUAUAUGUCUCCACGGGCGGAUGGGCUGAGCACCUACUCACACACCCCGACCCCAACACCGUUUUCGACCGUUACCUCGCAAAGUGCAAGGAUCUGGGCUUUGAUGUCGUCGAAUUGUCCUCUGGCUUCUUGUCGUUCCCAGAAGACGACUGGCUUCGGCUCGUCGACAAAGUGCACUCAUACAAGCUUAAGGCCAAGCCUGAGCUGGGUAUCCAGUUUGGAGCAGGCGGAGAUACACCUGCUUCUAGCCUAGAAGCCAUCGGUACUUCAGACCCAGGCAAAUUAAUUAAUCUUGGCCGCAAGUUCCUCGAUGCUGGCGUUGAGCGCCUGAUGAUCGAGUCCGAGGGCAUCACAGAGAACGUGAAAUCCUGGCGGACUGACGUCGUGUCGAAGAUCAUGAAAGAGCUUCCUUCGGAGGGAGUCAUGUUUGAGGCUGCUGAUCCUAAAGUUUUCAAUUGGUACAUUCGAGAGUUUGGUAUUGAUGUCAACUUGUUUGUGGAUCACAGUCAGAUCGUGCAGCUCGAAUGUCUGCGCUCUGGUAUUUGGGGAACUGCGGAUACCUGGGGAAAAAUUGUCUCCUUCCGGCUGUAG